UACCUCAAUCUCAGCGGUAAUGCACUUCGUCUGCUGGACAUCUCCAGCUUCGACAAGCUCAUCAAUCUGGAAGCGAUCGACCUGUCCGCCAACAAUUUGACCCAACUACCCUUUGGCCUCUUCGAUGCAUCCUCCCAACUGCAGCGCAUCAAUUUAUCACGUAAUGCACUGCCGGACAUACCUGGCCAACUCUUCGACCCGCUACCAUAUCUGCGUUCGUUGGACAUGUCACAGAAUCAAUUGUCGUCCGGCGCAUUCAUCGCUCAUCUCUCGCCGCUAUUGCCACGUUCCACACUCACAUUGGAUUUAAGUGAGAAUCACUUAACGCGACUUGAUACCGAUGCCAUGGAUGCGUUGCACGUCUGCAGCGGGCGUGUUGAGUUGGCCGGCAACUGGUGGCAUUGCCAGUGGCUCAUCGUUGAAUUGGUGCGCGCGCCCGCCCACUUUCACUUUGGACGCAACUAUACACUCGCGUCGACAUGGAGUGCGGCGUUGCUAAACGUGAGUGGCAUUGAUUGCUAUGAUGCCGAGCGUAAGCGCAGUAUUGUGGUGCUUGAUGCGGGGCAUUUGUGGGAGCGACGUCAUGGUGUGAGCGGCGAUGUGGACUAUAAGCAGACGUUCGUCGAGCCUGCGAUGCCAACGCCCCCACCGCUGAUGUGGCCGCGUGUGCGCAUGGACCGCUUUGACUCGCGCUCGAUUAUCAUAUGGAUGUUGAUUUCUAUUGGUUUGGCGUUUACCGGACUGCGUAUAGCGCGUCAGUUGAUCGAUAGACGGGAGCAAGGCAGACGCCUGAAAAAAUUGCGCGAAAUGAAGGCUGAUGAGCUGAUGAAAUUGACUGCGAAAGAGGCGGAGGCAAAUGCAUAGGGUGAUUGGAGUUUUACGCGUUUUUAGGUUAGCGUUCGAUUUAUUGAUUCGAGCAGUUUAGUUUGUAAU
Messenger RNA from Rhagoletis zephyria (snowberry fruit fly), 933 nucleotides. RefSeq lists its product as uncharacterized. The record is from RefSeq and is a predicted model, not a curated record. NCBI's taxonomy places the organism in Eukaryota, Metazoa, Arthropoda, Insecta, Diptera, Tephritidae. Gene Ontology annotation, molecular function: protein binding.